AUGCGCUAUAAUACCCCAGCGCGUCGCGUCCUCGCCGAGUUCUAUCCCCCUAAAAGGACCAUCUCACAGAGUCCAGCCUCCAUCACUGAGGUCACGCAUCCCCCUGAAGGAAGCAUCUCAGACAGCCCAGUCUCCAUUACUGAGGCCACGCACAUAUCAGGCAGUCCAGUCUCUGUCACUGAGGUGACGCAUCCCCCUAAAGGAAGCACCUCAGGCAGUCCAGUCUCCAUCACUGAGGUUACGCAUAUCUCCUCUUACAAUUGGAUCGAUGCCUCCUUUCCCACGAUCGCUGUGCCCGGUAGCCCUGCCCUCUGGACUCCUCCAAAGGAACCCACGCUCAAGGUGAGGAAAGACGUUGGUCGCUAUUUCAUUUCGCAAAAUACCGCCCGCUAUCCAAAAAGUCCGCUUGAGCCUCUUUUCCGCGCCUUGUAUCUCGAGCACCCCACCUUUGACAUUCGUUCUAUUGACCUCGUAUCCGACCGGGGAACCCUCCGUCGGCUUCUGGCGUUCAUCAACCCCAGCCUUGAGAUUGGCAAGCAAAAGAAAUCUUUCCGGAUACUUGUCGAGGUUAAGAAGAACACUGCUUUGUUCCAGUACCACGAUGAGAGGAUAAUCCAGCACGUCAGGCCAGAUGACUUUCAGGGUUACGGACGUGAGUUUGAGAAAGCCUUUACCACUGAGCUAGUGCAGAGGAGCACGGGUCAUCAUGGAAUCGUUUCGUACCGGCUCGGCGGCCUAAAGCUCAUGGUGCGUCAUGAGCUGGACGGAUAUACGUCGUCGUCCCACGAGCCCACGCAUCUGUUCCCAGUUGAUGUCCCGGACAGGGUCGAAAACACGUCGGCUUUGACAGUCCGAAAAGCCGGUCACACCGUACCUAGGGAAUCAACCCUUGAGAUCAAGACGUGUAGAGCCAAACAAAGGGGAACCUAUCGUAUUAGUAAGAUACUUCCACAGCUGUGGUUUUCUCAGACCCCGAAACUUGUGCGGGCAUCCUAUAGAACAGAGGGCCUAUUCACAGUGCCUGAAGUUGAGGAUGUCACUGCUCGUAUGAAAGAAUGGGAGGAGCGUCACAACGCUGAUCUUCAUCGUUUUGUUAUGUUGCUCAAGGAUAUCAUCGCAGCUGUCAAAGAGAAUGGUAAUAAAGCUACUGUCCAUUAUGAUUAUAAGCGCAAGUCAUAA
Aspergillus mulundensis is the source of this 1179-nucleotide messenger RNA. RefSeq lists its product as uncharacterized. NCBI's taxonomy places the organism in Eukaryota, Fungi, Ascomycota, Eurotiomycetes, Eurotiales, Aspergillaceae. The transcript is spliced from 2 exons. The record is from RefSeq and is a predicted model, not a curated record. Bases 1 to 1179 code for a protein of 392 amino acids.